Branchiostoma floridae (Florida lancelet) is the source of this 985-nucleotide messenger RNA. RefSeq lists its product as uncharacterized. The record is from RefSeq and is a predicted model, not a curated record. NCBI's taxonomy places the organism in Eukaryota, Metazoa, Chordata, Leptocardii, Amphioxiformes, Branchiostomatidae. The transcript is spliced from 5 exons. The coding region runs from base 95 to 604 and encodes 169 amino acids.
GCACACCUGCACACUGAGGCGGGGUGGUGUCGGUACCAAUCCAGCAGUAUCAUUGAGUGCGUGCACAGUACAGCCGGCGCGAGUCAGCUUCAACAUGAAGUUCCUACACCGUGUAUUUGUGUUCCUUUUGAUAUCGACACUAGUCCUGGAGUCAGAUGCAUGGUUCUGGAGCCGUCGCCGUCGCCGACGCGCACCGGUUCCAGCCUGCUCUACGAUUUCAUCCCCAGUCGGCAGCAAAAAACUCGGCUGUUCCUCCCCCUACUUCGAGGGGGAUUGUUGCUACUACUGGUGCCGUUCUGGGUACACUAAAGUCUCCGGUACUACCACCAAGACCUGUUGUAGUAGUGAGGGCUGGACUGAAUUUGACCUGGUCUGUGAGAGGACAGAUCCCUGCCCUCCGCCACAAGGCGUAAUCUACGCCAAACUUAUCAGUAGCCGCUGCUUCUUUCCCUACACCCACGGGACGACGUGUACCUACCAGUGCCGUGCUGGUUACAAACCUCUCCACCCCGAAAGAACCACCUGGACCAUGACUUGCUCUAAUGGCCAGUGGAUCGGGUACUUCGAGUACUGUAACCGAGAUUACACACAGACGGUGACAUAGGUGAACUGUCGGUGUAAGCCGGGGCAGCACUGGUAACGACGCCGAGCAUACAGGCCCCAGCAGCUGUUGGAUACGCCGGUCGCACUGUGACAUUGGCUAGUAGUAAAACAGCAUAUUAAUAAAUCAUUGCUUUCAUCGUUCAUUCAUUUGUUCCUUUAUCAACCAUUUACUCAAUUCGAUUAUGCUGAAGAAACAUCCUUCUUCCAUUAUUAUGCACGUCGCCUGGUAUUUGCUGAAUGUUAAAACUCUAUCUUAGUAAUACCGCCUACUGCAAGUUCACGUAGCUUUUGAUGUGAUCAGUGCCGACUACGGGUGGGUACCGGUACAGAAACUUCAGGUCCAGGUCCGGUGCAGAGGAUCAGGUCCAGGUCCGGACCUGAA